Molecule: messenger RNA, 1110 nt
Organism: Neoarthrinium moseri
Lineage: Eukaryota; Fungi; Ascomycota; Sordariomycetes; Amphisphaeriales; Apiosporaceae
Exons: 2
Coding region: 1-1110 (369 amino acids)
Source: RefSeq, a predicted model, not a curated record
AUGGCAAAUGCUUCUGUGAACAUCACCUGUCCUGUCGACUACGUCGAACUGCUCAACCUCCUCGGCGAUCACCCAAUAUCUGGAGCAGAUGUCGCCGCCCAAUGCCCUGAUGUCUGUAGUAUUGCAUGGGGAGAAGGGAAUCCGGACUUGUCCGGAAUUGGGGCAUACACGUCCUACAUCAUCCAAACCGUGUUCACGCUGUUAUUUCAGAUGCCCUUCAUCGUCCUCUACGUCUGGUCCCUGGACAAGCGUCGUAAGGCCCUGGUGCACUUCUACGAAGUCUUCUUCAAGACCUACGCCCUCUUCAAUCUCUCGGUGCUGCUGGCCUCACUCGUGCGCACGACGUCCAGCGUCGUCGACUCGGGCUACGAGCUCGUCUACGUGAGCUAUCUGGUCGUCUUCUGCUCGACCGGCAUGCUCGCCCUCUCGUCGACGCCCGUCAUCAUCAAGCUGCUUGAGCCGCUGAUCUGUGCGGACGAGGACUACACCUGGCCGCUCGCGCCGGCCAAGCUCCUGCUCUUCGCCGGCGUCGCCGUCUUCAACUUCACCGCCGCCAGCUACCGGCUCUUCAAGCCGCCCAGCGCGCUCAGCUUCCGCCGGCUGUACCCCAAGCUCGCUGAUAUGUGCCAGGCGUACGCCGCAGUCCAUCCGCCCAGCGAGUGGAUCGGCUACGUGUGGUUCGCGAGCUGCGUGGUCCUGGCGGGAUCCUGCACCGUCGUCUACGUGUCGCACCUGCGGCGGCGGCAGGGGCGAACCUUACCGAGGGCCAUGGUCCGGGCCGUGGUGUUCAGCCUCGCCGUGCUGUUCUUGGCGAUAGACGCGCUCUUCCUCUGGCUCUUCGCGCGGCUGCGUGACUGCCGCGGCGACCUCAAGACUAUCAUGGGCCCCGAUUUCGAGGACUCCCGCUGGGGCUUCGGCCAGGUGCUGGCCCUGUUCCUGUGGAUCGAGACUAUAGCCAGCCUCCUGUGGGCCGCGGGCACGGCCACGGUGCGCAAGGGCAGGACGUGGAGUAUGAAGAGGCAGGCGAGUCAAGGGGCCGCUGGUGGGUGGCCAGAUUACGCUCCUGGCUCCCCACCGCAUGAAUUGCAUAGGUUAUGGAUGACGAAAUAA